AUAACUAUCGAUCCAUUAGGUUUUACACCGUCAUUCAGUCAACAAAAAAGAAUUUCGCAACAAAGUCUUGCCGGUCGCCAAUAUCUGUUACCAAUAUUAACGUGCGUGCAGUCGUGAAUAAAACAAUUUAAAUAAAUAUCUGUCUGACAGUUAAUAGUGUUGACGAUACAGAAAAAGAGAAGUAUAAAAAAUAUGACUUCUUAUUUGAAUGAAAUGAAAGGUUACAUUGAAGCAAACCAUUUGGCAAAAUUUAAAAGUGUUUUAGACAAUCGAAAUUAUUCAAUGGUCGAUCAAAAAAGUACUAAUGAAAUACUAAGAAUUUAUGAGAUUUUGUUGACUACCCCGAAUCGUGGAGAUUUCUUGAAAUUAUGCAUUGAACAUGGCUGUGAAGCAGAAUACGUAAAUCCACACCUUAGAAAAGCUGCAAUAAACUACGUCGUCGAGUCGUUGCAUUUUAGUAAUUUGAUUGUUUUGCUGUUCUCUUUAGAGGAUGACAAAUACAAUGAUAAAAUUGAUGUUAAUUGGAAAUACCAAGAACAAACUCCACUUCACUACUUAGCCAAAAAGUUAACCAAAGAAAAUGUGGGUGAAAUUCGUGCAUGCAUGGACUUGUUACUUCGUAAGGGAGCCUCUAUAAAUAUUUCUGACAAUGAUGGAAAGGUACCGUUGGAGUAUGUGAUGACUAACAAAGAGCUUCUACCAAAUGAUAAAACUGAGCUAAUCGACAUGUUACUUCUUCGAUAUGGGCGUAGAAAUAAACUUAAAGACAAGGCGCAUAUACAAGGCCGUUUGCGAUUUUAUGACAAGUUAAAUUAUCUAAUUUACGUGCUGGUCAAUGAUGAAAGCGCUGUACAAGUUCUUUGUCAAACGCUUAAUAUAAACUCAGAUGAAGAUAACAUGAAUAUUAUCCUUAGGGCCAGAAAGAUAAAAAACGUGAAACUCUUUAAAGAGAUUAUAGAUUCGAAUAAUCUAAAUCUGAACCAGUUCACAUCCAUAGAGCUGACCAAAGCUAUUAUCCAUGAGAUGCGAUCAGAGUCAAGAGACAAAGAAGGACAUUUGAACGAUUUAGACUGUCUUAAAAUACUGUUUAAAAGCAGACACGUUGACGUUAGUGGCGCUGAUGCGAUGGGAAUACCCCUGCUCAGUUAUGCUGCUGCUGAGCGCAGAGAAAAGAUUGUGAAGGAACUAAUUAAUCAUGGAGCCUAUUUGGGCAUGAGAAGUAAUUACAGAGAGCAUCCCAUGGCGCAUAUCAGACCCAAGAUACUGGAAGAGCUCUUGGACUCCUUCAUCACAAUGGUGGAAAAAGAAGAAACCCAAGACAUAUAUAUAAACAUAAGUCUAAGAAACAUUUGCCAUCCACUCACUGAAACCCCAAAAAAAUUGGUUCACAAUGACAUGAGGGCCAUCUCGCAUAUCAAAAAUGCUAGAGAUCUGCAACAUUUACUGACUCAUCCAGUAGUGACGUCUCUUCUCACUCAUAAAUGGCAGCUGUAUUCAAAGUUCUUCUAUAUUCAUUUAGUGAUACAUUUAAUUUUUCAAGUGUUGAUAACCACACUAAUUUUUUUUAAAUUUUACACUCAAAAGACCGGGACAGAUAAAAUACAAUUUGCCUGUUUGCCAUUCAUAAUCUACCUAUCUAUUUGUGAGAUUGUGCAAUUUUUGUUAGGAUCUCUGCACUACGUUAAAUCAUUCUUUGUUAAUCUCAUAAAUCUGGUAACUAUCGGAUUAUCUUUCUUGACAUGUUUUGGAUCAGAUGAAACUCAAAAAACCAUAGCUCCAUGCACUUUACUGUUAACAUUCUUCAAGCUAUUUGUAUUGUUGAGCUCAUUGCGAAUCAACUUUAUAUCAAUGCCGCUUCUUAUGCUAUUAGAGGUUUUCAAAUCUGUGCUGAAGUCAAGCAUACUCCUUGUGGUGGUGGCCGUCUUUAGUGUAUGUUUUUAUUUGGAAUUCGGAGAAAAAACGACUUGGAAUUCAAUCAACUCUACGGAAAGCUUAACCCUGAAUUUCGACUCGAUUUUAACCUCUUUCAUUAAGUCUAUUAUAAUGGCAACUGGCGAAUAUGAUGCAAGCAAUUUGAAAUUUCAAAGUAUACUCGGCUACCUUUUAAUAUUUUUAUUUGUGAUCUUCGUGGGAAUUUCGUUAUUUAACUUAUUGAUUGGUCAAGCAGUACAAGACAUUCAGAUGAUCAAAGAUCAAGCGGAUAUUAUAAAAGCCAUUAACUGCAUCAAUUUUAUGAACACCUCUGAAGAAUUCCUUAAUCAUGUAAAAUUAUAUAGAUUAGAUUCUUGUCGAAACCGGUGAAUGAAGCAGUGGAGAAAAUUCAAAUAAACCAAUAUCGAUAUCCCUAUACGAUGACUUGCUACUCAUAUACUCCCGAUACGUCAAAAAGUAAGGAGAAGAAAAAAGGAAAUUGUUUAGUCCAAAUAAGUGAAGAUAAUGAAAUUGAAUCGAGAAUAAGUGAACCGUUGUUAAUAACGUCUGUGAGCGAAGAACAUGUAGCACCUUCUCCUUCAUUUGUCUCUAUCAAAAUAACGUUUCUUAAGGAUACAAUUAAGAAAUUUUGGCUUAAAUUGUUUUCAACUUCUACCGACGACAAAUCCAAAGAACAUAUACCACCGUCUUCUUCAUUUGUCCAUAUUACAAAAACGUAUCUUAAGAAAACAUUUGAUAAAUUUUGGUCCAAUUUGAUUUCUAUGUCUAUCGAAAACAAAACUGUCGAACGUGCUGUACAAAUUGCUGAGAAAAAUUCGAACAUAAAUUAACAUUUCUAGAAACUUUAAGACCAUUGGACCAUUAAAUGGUAACUUUUGAGGAAAAAGAUAUAGAGAUUUGCUGUACAGAGUAGAAUGUAGUGCUCCACCGAAUUCGUUUAGACUGUAGACCAACUAUACAGCUAUAAAAUAAAUUUGUCGACCUUAUUCUACAGUAGAAGUGUCAAAAAGCUCUUCAACCUACUUUAAAUUAACAAAAUUAUCGCUUUGAGACGUACUAAAAAACCAUGUUCAACUACAAAAAGUGCCAUUAAAUAUUUAGACUUAAGUAGUUUGUUUUUAAUUACUCGUCAAUAAACUGCUUUGUAAUUUUAAGCUUGUUAAAGUAAACGAAAAUUGUACAUUACCUUUUGUUGUAAAUUUGCUCUCCCCAGAAAUCAAUAAACUUUUUCUAUUAUUAUAUUAAAGAUCAAAAUUUAAAUUUAAAAUAAAAAAACAGUGCUGCAAGCCGAUGAAAAUCAGCGGAUUUAGUCAUAAUUAUCGCACUGUGAUUAUCGAUACAUCGCAUAGAAUUAUUGAACGAAAUAAAUUGUUAAGUGCUUUGUCAUCGAUAAGUCUGUGUUUCGAUCAUUUUUCAUAUGAAAAGGGGGCAGGCUAGUGUCAAUUUUGGAGUCUCAAUUAAA
Molecule: messenger RNA, 3394 nt
Organism: Drosophila innubila
Lineage: Eukaryota; Metazoa; Arthropoda; Insecta; Diptera; Drosophilidae
Product: transient receptor potential cation channel protein painless-like
Exons: 3
Coding region: 193-2301 (702 amino acids)
Biological process (GO): transmembrane transport; monoatomic ion transport
Cellular component (GO): membrane
Molecular function (GO): protein binding; monoatomic ion channel activity
Source: RefSeq, a predicted model, not a curated record